GCACAACAGUAUAAGUAUGUGUAUACAUGCUAGAGUUGGCGGUAUCGAUUUCCUCACUGCAGAAGCAUAUUGAAUCAAAAUGGCUAUCACACUCUAUGGACACAAAAUGUCUCUUUGCACACGUCGUGUGCUCGUCGUCAUGGCAGAGAAAGGUCUGGAUCUCGAGUUGGAGAAGGUUGACUUCCUAACUGGUGAACACAAGAGACCUCCAUAUAUCGAGAAACACCCUUUUGGUGUUAUUCCUUUGCUCGAAGACGGCUCAUUCACCAUCUUUGAGUCCAGGGCUAUCGCAAGGUACCUAGCCGCAAAGUAUCAGGGGCAAGGAACAAAACUGGUCCCCGAGAAUGGUGAUCUGACUGCAUGGGGAACGUUCGAACAAUGGGCAUCCAUCGAAUAUUCUUUAUUCCAUGUACGAGCCGAGCAGGUUCUUGUACAAAAGCUGUUCAAUCCUUCCAAAGGCAUAGCCACAGACGAAGAGGCUGCAACAGCAGCCGUAGCGCGCUUGCGUGAGACUAUGGAUGUGUUAGAAAAUACUCUGGGCCGCCAGAACUACAUGGGCGGAGCAGAAUUCACUUUGAUUGAUACUUUUUACUUGCCUACCGUGGAUUACCUCCAUUAUGCUGGAGAAGGUCUCAGUCAAGAGAAGUAUCCAAAUCUACACGCGUGGUGGGAGAGAGUGACUGCUAGGGAUUCUUGGAAGCGUGUGACUGCUUUUACUUCGGGAUGAGAUGAGUAGUCACACAGGGGCUGGUCGCUGUAAUAUAGUCGCAAGGCAAGCUUACAUCAAUAUCCGGCCUUUGCCGAGCCAGUGAAGCUUUCGUAUCUUCCGAGCCCUGUAGAUAGCUGUAG
This is a messenger RNA of Aaosphaeria arxii CBS 175.79, 849 nucleotides long. Its product is annotated as putative glutathion S-transferase II, GST-II. Gene Ontology annotation, molecular function: glutathione binding; glutathione transferase activity. Gene Ontology annotation, cellular component: cytoplasm. NCBI's taxonomy places the organism in Eukaryota, Fungi, Ascomycota, Dothideomycetes, Pleosporales. The record is from RefSeq and is a predicted model, not a curated record. Bases 80 to 727 code for a protein of 215 amino acids. The transcript has 4 exons.